Molecule: messenger RNA, 3936 nt
Organism: Cyanistes caeruleus (blue tit)
Lineage: Eukaryota; Metazoa; Chordata; Aves; Passeriformes; Paridae
Source: RefSeq, a predicted model, not a curated record
AUGGAUGUCAUUACCACCUUCAACAUCACUACUACCACGACUGUUCCACUGGAUCAGUCCUUGAAGGCUCCUCACCAGCCAGCUCAGCCGUUUAAAUUCACCAUUUCAGAAUCCUGCGAUCGGAUUAAGGAGGAGUUUCAGUUUUUGCAGGCUCAGUACCACAGUUUAAAGCUAGAAUGUGAAAAACUGGCCAGUGAGAAGACAGAGAUGCAGCGACAUUAUGUCAUGUAUUACGAGAUGUCCUAUGGGCUGAAUAUAGAGAUGCAUAAACAGGCAGAAAUUGUCAAGAGGCUGAAUGCUAUAUGUGCACAAGUCAUUCCCUUCCUGUCCCAAGAGCACCAGCAACAAGUGGUGCAGGCUGUGGAGCGUGCCAAACAAGUGACCAUGGCAGAGCUGAACGCAAUCAUUGGGCAGCAACAACUCCAGGCCCAGCACUUGUCACAUGGACAUGGUCUUCCCGUGCCGCUCACUCCGCACCCCUCAGGCUUGCAGCCUCCAGCCAUCCCACCCAUUGGCAGCAGUGCUGGUCUCCUGGCACUCUCCAGUGCACUGGGGGGGCAGUCCCACCUCCCAAUUAAAGACGAGAAGAAGCACCAUGAUAACGAUCACCAAAGAGACAGAGACUCCAUCAAGAGCUCUUCCGUGUCUCCCUCAGCCAGUUUCAGGACAGCAGAAAAGCACAGAAAUUCAACAGAUUAUUCUUCAGAGAGUAAAAAACAGAAAACAGAAGAGAAGGAAAUAGCAGCUCGUUAUGACAGCGAUGGUGAAAAGAGCGAUGACAACUUGGUAGUUGAUGUUUCCAAUGAGGAUCCUUCUUCUCCCCGUGGGAGCCCAGCACACUCUCCACGGGAAAAUGGCUUGGACAAGACUCGACUGCUGAAAAAAGAUGCACCAAUUAGUCCAGCCUCUAUUGCAUCCUCUAGCAGUACUCCUUCCUCCAAAUCCAAAGAACUUAGCCUUAAUGAGAAAUCUACCACUCCUGUGUCUAAAUCAAAUACCCCAACUCCACGGACUGAUGCCCCAACUCCAGGCAGCAACUCCACUCCCGGACUGCGGCCAGUGCCCGGCAAACCCCCAGGUGUGGACCCAAUAGCUUCAGGUUUAAGGACACCUAUGGCAGUACCGUGUCCUUAUCCUACUCCAUUUGGUAUUGUGCCACAUGCUGGUAUGAACGGGGAGCUCACCAGCCCUGGAGCUGCCUAUGCUGGUCUACACAAUAUUUCCCCUCAGAUGAGCGCAGCAGCUGCAGCAGCAGCGGCGGCGGCAGCCUACGGGCGAUCUCCAGUGGUUGGUUUUGAUCCACAUCAUCACAUGCGAGUCCCAGGCAUCCCUCCUAAUCUCACAGGCAUCCCAGGAGGAAAACCAGCAUACUCAUUUCAUGUAAGUGCAGAUGGUCAGAUGCAGCCAGUUCCUUUCCCCCAUGCCCGUCAGAUCAACACCCUGAACCACGGGGAAGUUGUGUGUGCAGUUACCAUCAGCAACCCCACCAGACACGUCUACACGGGUGGGAAGGGCUGUGUCAAGGUCUGGGACAUCAGCCACCCUGGCAACAAGAGCCCUGUCUCCCAGCUGGACUGCCUGAACAGAGACAACUACAUCCGUUCCUGCAGAUUGCUCCCUGACGGCCGCACCCUGAUUGUUGGUGGGGAAGCCAGCACAUUAUCCAUUUGGGACCUGGCAGCUCCAACUCCUCGCAUCAAAGCAGAGCUGACAUCUUCUGCUCCAGCUUGCUAUGCCCUAGCUAUCAGCCCUGAUUCCAAGGUCUGCUUCUCUUGCUGUAGCGAUGGCAACAUUGCAGUGUGGGAUCUGCAUAACCAGACUUUAGUAAGGCAAUUCCAGGGCCACACAGAUGGAGCAAGCUGUAUUGACAUUUCUAAUGAUGGCACUAAAUUAUGGACAGGAGGUCUGGACAAUACAGUCAGAUCCUGGGAUCUCAGAGAAGGGAGACAGCUACAGCAACAUGACUUCACAUCACAGAUCUUCUCACUGGGCUAUUGUCCAACUGGUGAGUGGUUGGCAGUAGGAAUGGAGAACAGCAAUGUCGAGGUGCUGCAUGUUACUAAGCCAGACAAGUAUCAGCUGCAUCUUCAUGAGAGCUGUGUGCUGUCACUCAAGUUUGCUCACUGUGGCAAAUGGUUUGUAAGCACUGGAAAAGAUAAUCUUCUUAAUGCUUGGAGAACACCUUAUGGAGCCAGUAUAUUCCAGUCCAAAGAAUCCUCAUCUGUGCUUAGCUGUGAUAUCUCUGUGGAUGACAAAUACAUUGUCACUGGCUCUGGGGACAAGAAAGCUACAGUCUAUGAAGUUAUUUAUUAGAGACAAAUCUGAAUGCAGACAGAACUCCUUCUCCUAGCACUUUGCUGUAUAUUCUUUUUUUUUUUUUUUUUUUUUUCUUUCUAAACUGAAAACUUAAAUGCUCAUCACAGUUGUAGAAUUUACUUUUACCUUCUUAACUUGCUAUUGAUUUGUGAAUGUUCAUUAAGAACUCGUGAUACCAAAUUGUCAGAUAUCUACUUGGAAGAAGAUGGAAAAAGCAUACUUAAUGGUGACCUUGACUCUUUAAUUAUAUAUUAUAGCUGUAAUGUAUUUAUUUUGUUUAAAGAAGGCUUUCUAACAAUGAACUAACUAAAUAAAGCUGUCUGGCCCGGCUUUAGUUUGCAAGAUGCAUCAUAUACUUGUGUUUUUGCAGGUGGAUAAAUUGGGGAUCUUGGAGAAGGAUGUUCAGGAGAUAGUUAAAAUUACACUAAAUAGACUUGUAGUUUCUAUUUAAAAAAAUAAACUUUGUUAUAUUUUUUAGUCCUGUUCUUGGAUGAGACCUCUAAGUGUUAUUACAGUAUAAUUAUUUGGUGGGAAGAUGCUGUAUCUUAACUAUUUUAGACAGUCUUGGAAACUUAGGAAAUUGCAAACCGUAGCCAGUGAUCUACAUGCCUGUGAUGAAUGGCAAAUUCAGUUCACAUCUAAAUUAAAUUCACUUUAAGUAAGAAUGUGCUAAUUUAUAUAUUUGCAAUGUUAAUAUAGCAUCUUGUGUACAGAUUUGUUCUCAAUGCUUUUCUGUUGAUAAACAUAAAGCAUUUUGGUGUCAAGCUAGGUUUUUUAAUAUAAACACCUCUCUUUGUUAUAUUGUAGAGAGUACAAUAAGUUGCCUCAAAGAAUCACCUUUGUUACUUCUGGAAACUUUUGCAAUGUUUCCUUGAAAAUGGGGAUAUGUGUCUUUAGGCAAUUUUUCAAUUACAAGAGAUUAUGAAAAAUAUUUGAUAUGUUCUUUGGAAACUGCACUGAAAUAAGAAUGGAUGCCUACCAAUAUACAAACUACAAAAGCAAUGACCUCUGAGGUAGGAUGUAAAAGAGUACUCAUUCCGACAUACAAAAAGGAAUGGAUUCUCAUUGGGAUAAGGACUUGCUUUGUUCGCCAGCAGUUCAAUCCAAGUCUUGGUUGGAUGUCCCUAAAACGGACGCAGACUGAGCCAUUGUGCCAGAGACAACGUGUUAUCUUUUUAUGUUGUUGUUGUUGCUGUUAAACUAUGAUCUGUGACUUUUUUUUUUUUGAAUGCUUUAAAAAAAAAAUCUUUAAGUCUGUGGAUCUGCUGAUGUACAGUGCCUUUGCUGCUAUGGAUCAAAAUCAAGAGACCCGUGUAGAUAAAUCUUAUUGUAUAAGUAGAAAAUUACUUAAUUUCAUACUAGAAAUGGAUUGAUGCUGCAAGUUAAAAUGGACUGUUUAUUGAAGUUCCAAAUGUGGUAGCAAAAAAAUGGUGUCUUAAGUGCUUAGUGUUUGAUGUCAUUAACAGUUUCGUAAUACUCUACAUUGUAGAAAGAUUUUGAUACUAAACUGUGUCAUUGUACAUAGUUCUAAUGCAUUGUAUUGACCACCAGUACUUCUAUAAUGGUAGAUUAUUGUUUGUGCAUUCAGACUUUUAAGCAUUAAACAUAAGUAACUUCUAA